Molecule: messenger RNA, 1049 nt
Organism: Podarcis raffonei (Aeolian wall lizard)
Lineage: Eukaryota; Metazoa; Chordata; Lepidosauria; Squamata; Lacertidae
Product: phospholipase A2 inhibitor and Ly6/PLAUR domain-containing protein-like
Exons: 7
Coding region: 288-998 (236 amino acids)
Cellular component (GO): extracellular region
Molecular function (GO): phospholipase inhibitor activity
Source: RefSeq, a predicted model, not a curated record
AGCUUUUCUUGUAGGCCUUGCCAGCCUGGUGGUAGGAGCUUGUGAAUUUCCAGAGGCCUAGUUUCUAGAGAGAGACAGAAGGUCCUUUGGUAGUCAAUGGCAGGAAACAAAUUUAACAAUAAGUAAAUCCAUGCUGCCAAGAAACGAUGACAAAUCAAGAGUUUCGGAUGGGUGGAGGUAUCUCACCCUCCUUUGUAUCAAACUACAGUACAGGCGUUAAACCUUGCAGUUUUUGAGGCCUCUCAGUUUCUCUGUGCCGGACUUGCCCGUUCUUUCUCUAAGGAACAAUGAAAACAAUCCUUUUCCACUGCCUUACUUGUUGCAUUCUUCUGCUGCCUAUUAAUGAAGCUAGGAAUUUAUCGUGUGCAAAGUGCGACCUUGGAGAAGCCACAUGCAAGAUGAUUCAUUGCCCGCAUAAAGAGCUAGUGUGUGUUACCCUAUCGACAUUCAACACGUUAGGCGGAGGUAUCAGCCCCACUGGGAUGUACAAAAGCUGCAUUAACCGCAGUGCCUGCAAACCAGGAGCCUUCACGUUGAGCACAUCCACGGAAAGGCAAAUCCGGAGCAACAUAGCCUGUUGUGGAACUGCUGGAUGCAACGAAGAGCUAGUUCUAAGUAUGACUCCUGCGAGUUCUACCAAAAACGGGUUGACUUGCCCAGGGUGUGAGAGUUUUAACCGGGGCCCUUGCCAGGCCCAUGAGCGCGUCGAAUGCACCGGAAUCGAAGAAAAGUGCAUUUCCCUUGUUGGGCUAUACGCUGGUUUACCGGAACAAAACUUCUCCGUCAAAGGCUGUGCAACUGAUUCAGCUUGUUCCUUGGAUGUCAAUGACCUUGUGCCCUAUGCAGGAAAACUCUACAUUGUGACUGAGUAUGCAGUUUGCACUGAUGGGCAAACUGAGGAUUAUGGCCCUUCUGCAGCCAUCCAGCUAACUGGGUCCCCCUUUGUAAACGUUAUUGCUUUCUUGAGUUUCUCUGUGUUUGCAUCCUCACCUGUGUAACAAUCCUUAUGUUCCGAGGUAUCGAGAAUUAUAACGUUACGGUUUUUCUUA